Messenger RNA from Paraglomus occultum, 951 nucleotides. Lineage: Eukaryota; Fungi; Glomeromycota; Glomeromycetes; Paraglomerales; Paraglomeraceae. The record is from the annotation of a GenBank genome assembly.
AUGGCCCCAAUCAUCUCGAAUGAUGCUAUAUUCCAACCAGAAAUCGAUUCCUCCCUGCCUUUACUCGUACGCAGAGACGCAGUUGACACAUCUUCAUCAACACAUUCACCUAGCAUAGCACCAACACUCGCAUCCGUCCUCGCCACCGCAACAACUACCGCUGCUCAAACUGACCCUGUUGAUAUUGCCAUAGGCACAUUUAAGCCGUGGAUACUACCAAUAGUCUUGAUUGUUGUUGGUUUUGUAAUCCUAGUCUUCUUGUGUUGCUGUGUGCGAUGGAGCAAACUGGCCGAAAUUGGACUAAAGAAACCACCACCAUCCCGCACUCGUGGAAUUUCGGUCAGAGACGAAAAGAAACUAGUAUAUCGACAAUCACUACGAACAAAAUCUACGCGAACAAAAUUGUCAGAAACACCACCCUACUGUGUCAAAGUCGAAUCUCCCUGCGACCAUAGCAAAAAAUCUAAAUACACAUUGAAAGUAAAAACCGAUAUCUCACCACCCAAAGAUGACUUUGAUGCAUCGUUCGAAGAGUAUCUCGUGAGCAAAGUCGGUCGCAUCACGACACCGAGUACAACUACCACGUCUGUGUUCACAGAGCUGGUCGAGACGGCUACAGAUAGAAUGACUCUAUCGCCUACACCACUAAUAACACCAACACAGAGUGAUUACGGUAUAACCAGGCCAUCACCGACUAUGCCUCCCUCUGGCAUCAGGAGGACAGGCUCGCCAAUACCGUUGAUGCAGACGGAACGAUUGUCAGGAAAAUCGUUCGACUCGUUCAGUACAUUGAUCGCGUCUUCAAAAAUGCCGCCUGUAAUCGAAGAAAAAAAUGAAGAGAUUCGUUUUAGUUGCGAUAAUGAUACUCUUGGUGACAAUGACAAUGACAAUCUUAAAAGUGAUGUCGAUAUCGACAAAGAUAACUUCGAUAGUAAAAAUGAAUCCAUAUAA